Messenger RNA from Coregonus clupeaformis (lake whitefish), 1182 nucleotides. Its product is annotated as transcription factor Sp5-like. The record is from RefSeq and is a predicted model, not a curated record. The transcript is spliced from 2 exons. Gene Ontology annotation, biological process: regulation of transcription by RNA polymerase II. Lineage: Eukaryota; Metazoa; Chordata; Actinopteri; Salmoniformes; Salmonidae. The coding region runs from base 1 to 1182 and encodes 393 amino acids. Gene Ontology annotation, molecular function: DNA-binding transcription factor activity, RNA polymerase II-specific; RNA polymerase II cis-regulatory region sequence-specific DNA binding.
AUGUCCGCUUUGCCGGGGACCGACCACUUUCUAAACCCUUUCUUACAGGACCGCACACCCAGCUCCUCUCCUGAGAAUGGGCCCCAUCCCCUCUCCUCCUUCCUGGCCAGAGCCUGUGGCCAAGCCCGACUGGGGGGCAGUGGAGUGGGGCAGGAGCGGCCACACUCUUCCUAUGAGGGGACCAUGAGUUCCAUGACUGGGAUGCUCCAGAUGUGGGGCAGUGAAGUGCCCCAGAGCUCCAGUCUAGGGGUCCAACAGGUGGCAACUCUGACAGUGCCAAAACUACAUUUUCCUGAACACGUCCAGAGCGGACUGGGCCUUCACCCCCAUACCCACCACCACCUCCAUGAGCUGCCUCUCACCCCUCCUGCUGAGCCCUCCUCCACCCCGGCUGCCUACGCCUUUGAGCUCCCCCCAGUGAAGAUGCCCGUUCCUCAGGUCCAGGGUAGCUCUCAUACCCCAUACUUCCACCACCAGCACAAUUGUAUGGGGGAGAACUUUCCUAACUUCCUUCAAGGUUCCACAACAAGACACCCCCACCACACUGGUCGGCAUACAGAGGAAGGUCAGCAGUGGUGGAGCCUGCCCCAGACCACCAGCAGCCCCCAUGGUCAUCAGCAACCUCAUGGCCAGACCCACCAUCACCACCCUCACCCCUUUGCCCUGGGCAGACAGCUGGGGCUGGAGAACCAGCCUCAGAUUGCAGCCCUCCUCCAAGGCUCCUCCAAGGGCCUGCUGGGCUCCACACGCUGCUGCAAGUGCCCCAACUGCCAGGCCUCCUCUGGGGGCACAGGGGCUCCAGCCAACCCUGAGGAACCAGGCCAGAGGAGGCUCCACAUCUGCCACCUGCCCGAGUGUGGCAAGGUGUACAAGAAGACUUCCCAACUGAAGGCCCACCUGCGCUGGCAUGCCGGGGAGCGGCCUUUCGUCUGCAGCUGGCUCUUCUGUGGGAAGAACUUCACACGCUCAGACGAGCUGCAGAGGCACCUGCGCACACAUACGGGGGAGAAGCGCUUCGGCUGCCAGUCAUGUGGGAAGAGGUUCAUGCGGAGUGACCACCUGACAAAACACAAGAAGACCCACCAGGGUAGGAGUGGCCACGACAGCCAGGCCCCCCAACAGGAGGCUCCACAGCCACAGGGUGGCACCAGAGGACCAGCCAGGAACAUCAAGAUAGAGUAG